Molecule: messenger RNA, 547 nt
Organism: Magallana angulata
Lineage: Eukaryota; Metazoa; Mollusca; Bivalvia; Ostreida; Ostreidae
Product: perlucin-like
Exons: 5
Coding region: 48-512 (154 amino acids)
Source: RefSeq, a predicted model, not a curated record
UAAACCUUAGCACUUUUGCUGUGCUGUACUUAUAGUUAUAAAAAACAAUGAGAUUCUUUGUGACAUUGUUGAUGCUAUUGGAACUUUACAAUUCUGGGGAAGGAUGUGAUAUUGGUUGGAUACGACAUCAUACAAAAUGUUACAUGUUCAGUAACACAACAGCAACCUGGGCAGAAGCUGAGAGCAUUUGCAACGCGUUUCACACUAUUCUGGCUGAACCAAGGUCACACGAUGAAUCCAUGUUCCUGAUAAGUCAAAGUGAAAAUGAAGUUGGACACUUCUGGAUCGGGAUAUCAGAUAUAAUAAAAGAGGACAGAUGGGUUUACUCCUCAGAUCUACAGCCGGUCAAAGUUACUGAUUUCUAUCCUGGGCAACCUAAUGAAUAUACCAGUGCUAACUGUGUAGCACUGCGGAAAAUAUUCCAUGGAUACUGGGGCGAUUUACCGUGCUCUGAACAUUUUAACUUUAUUUGUGAGACCAAGGAAAAAUCAAAUGGGGAUGUGCUUGGUUAAAAUCUGGCAAAUAAAAACAAAUAUUUAUGAAUUAA